Chaetomium globosum CBS 148.51 is the source of this 1050-nucleotide messenger RNA. RefSeq lists its product as uncharacterized. Gene Ontology annotation, cellular component: nucleus. The coding region runs from base 1 to 1050 and encodes 349 amino acids. The record is from RefSeq and is a predicted model, not a curated record. Gene Ontology annotation, biological process: single strand break repair; double-strand break repair. Lineage: Eukaryota; Fungi; Ascomycota; Sordariomycetes; Sordariales; Chaetomiaceae. Gene Ontology annotation, molecular function: single-stranded DNA binding; double-stranded DNA binding; 3'-tyrosyl-DNA phosphodiesterase activity. The transcript has a single exon.
AUGAGCCAAGCUGUCUGGCUCUCUCCGAGGCUUCCCCGCAUGAAGCCUUUACAACAAGAUGCUAGCCCGGAGGAAGCCAAGAUCGGUAGCGGAGCCAAGUUUAAGAUCGACUUCCUCAACUACCUCCGAGCCUACGACACCCGUAAGACCACCUGCAAGCCAGUAAUUCAGCAAUUAUCCCUGUAUGACUUUUCAGAAAUCCGAGGCUCGCUCAUUGCCAGCGUACCGGGUCGACACGUAUUCGAGGAAGAAGAUUCAAUCACUUGGUGGGGCUCGGCAGCAAUGAGCCGAGCCCUCGAAGCGGUCCCUAUUUCCUCAAAAAAACCCGAGAUUGCCAUUCAGACCUCAUCCAUCGCGACAUUGGGCGGAUCGGAUACCUGGCUCAAGAACAUUUUAUUCCGCUCCCUUAGAGGUGGCCGAAGCACCACCCCUCUCGCGCAACGACCGUCCUUCAAAGUGGUCUUCCCAACCCCGGACGAAAUCCGCAAAUCCCUCGACGGGUACCACUCCGGCAGCUCCAUCCACACCAAGACCCAGUCGCCACAACAGGCCAGCCAGCUUACAUACCUCCGACCCAUGUUCCACCACUGGGCCAACGACUCGGACAGGGGCGCGCCACUCUCCUACGGCGACAUCCCCAAGGAAGCCGGCAGGAAACGGGCCGCGCCACACAUCAAAACCUACAUCCGCUACAGCGGUUACGGCCCGGAGCCGCCGACCGUCGACUGGGCACUGCUCACGUCGGCGAACCUAUCCAAGCAGGCGUGGGGCGAUGCGCCCAAUACUCGGAACGAGGUACGCGUCGCGUCGUACGAGAUCGGCGUGCUGGUCUGGCCGGAGCUGUACGGCGAGGGAGCGACCAUGGUGCCGACGUUCAUGACGGAUUCGCUGGCGGAGGGGGAGGUGCCAGAGGGGACGGCCACUGCGGUGGCGUUGCGCAUGCCGUAUAACUUGCCUUUGCAGGCGUAUGGGGAGGGGGAGGUGCCGUGGGUGGCGACGGAGAAGCAUUUGGAGCCGGACUGGAUGGGGCGAGCUUGGGAGCCGGGUUAG